Molecule: messenger RNA, 3270 nt
Organism: Cyanidioschyzon merolae strain 10D
Lineage: Eukaryota; Rhodophyta; Bangiophyceae; Cyanidiales; Cyanidiaceae
Product: similar to hormone-sensitive lipase
Exons: 1
Coding region: 1-3270 (1089 amino acids)
Biological process (GO): triglyceride catabolic process
Cellular component (GO): cytosol
Molecular function (GO): triacylglycerol lipase activity; sterol ester esterase activity
Source: RefSeq, a predicted model, not a curated record
AUGGCGAACAGGGAGAGCAGUGAUGGACCUUUUGUAGCAUAUACGUUGGCGUUGACGCAGAGUGUGCGUUCUAGUUUGGUGCUCGUGCGUGACGCCGCAGCGGAGCUCGCCGUACGCAUCGGUUGCCUCUUGUGUGAACCCAGUGACGGUGCCAGUGGAAACGCUAACUCGGGCCUCAGUCCGCUGAAGAAGCAUUCGCGCAACUAUGCGACGGCUCAGCGGGUACAGCGUGAGGCGGAGUCGCUGAAGCUGACCUGCGACGCUAUUUUCCCCGAGGUGGAGCAGCUGUUGGCUGUUGUGGCGGGGGAACCAUCUUUGUCGCUUUCUGACGCAGCUUUGAGCGUGGAUGCGAAGGACUUUGCGAACUGCUCGGUGCUGCACGCCACAGGGAACGUCGAAGCUGCUGGAUGCGGAUGUUGCGGGGCACGGCGCCGUUCCCCGCUUGUGGGACGUGGCUGGGGCGGUGCCUAUGGUUGCCCCGGCAACGGCUACGAGUCACUGCUGUGCAUCCUCUGGCGUUUGCUGCAGCGUCUUGAGGUCGAGACAGCACUCACCAACCAGGAAGCGGCAGAGCGUCGUGCGCGUCAGCGUUCGUUGCGACGUUCGCCGCGGCUGGUGGCGAACAGCGGCUACGGGCUCUCGGGCGGUGCUGAUGAGCGUCCGAGCCAAGCGACAGCGCCCAGCGUGAACUGGCGAGAGCUAGAAAGGCGCUGGCUUGCACCGCAUUCGAGUGCUAACCAGCUGACGCCGUUGGGUCGCCUAACUGGUCAUCAUUUGCAACUGAAGCAGUUCUAUGCGAUGAUCCACCUAGCCUGUCGUUGUGUGCGACAGAGCGAUGUUGGGCGAACGCUAUUCGUCCCGAUGAGUGCCGAGUUCGAUCAUCGGGUUUGGGCGCCCGUUGUGAAGCUGGACAGUUUUCAGGGAGUUCAUUUCGGUUUUCAGUACAGUCGUGAAAUGCGGACGGUGCUGCGUAUUGUGCAAGUUAUUCGCAGUGCAGUGCGACGUGCAGUAGCCAGCGAAUACUUUCGAAGAAGCGCUUUCGCUCGCAAACUAGCAUUCUUUUCGUGGGGAUGGUUCUAUAUUCAUAUGGCGCUGCUGGAGAACUAUGGGUACAGCACGAGCAUGGCCCAACAGAUUGUAGAGAAGCUGGCAAGCGCGUUCGGAGCGAGCCUGUCGACAGUGGAGCGACCAGCAGGUCGUCGCGAGGCUGCAGAUACCCCUGAAGUGGCAGCGCGCUCACCUGUCGUGAGCCUUGACGAGGCACGCAUGUUCUUCAAUCUUUCAGAGGAUCCUUUGUUCUUGGGAUUCGCACUUAUUCGGGACAAAGACGUUGCGCUCGACCAGUUCUUCGAAAUCGACGAUGCAGCGGAUGCAUUGAAGCGCGCGCCACACAAGAACGCGCAGCACCGAGUGCAGCGGAGCGUCGACCACUCGACCUCAUUGUCGCGCGGAGAUGCGGAAAUGUCGCCAGAAGCAGCUGCAAGUGGUACGCGAUUAAAACUGCCCGCUGCGCUGCAUGGACCGUUGAAAGCACGCCUUCUAUCGUCGGUUGUCCGUUGCGUGCAGAUCAAGUCGCAACGAACGACGGCGCCGAAUACCGCGGAGCAUAGCGCCUCUGGUACCGCGACAUGUGCAAGCGCUGCCGAAAGCUUUUCCCCAGCACCGAUGACGGAUUGCUGGCAACGUCCACACGAAAUGGACGAAACGAUUGACGCUUCCGCGGAUGCGACUGCAGCCGCGAUGAGCCCAGAUCGCUUCUGCCAGCACGCCGAUGAUCCAUGGAGAGCAUCGAACCUAACUGUAAGCGCAACCGAACCGGUUGCUGCAACUGAUGCGUCACCACGUCGCGCUGGUGCGGCGGCAACUGGACCAGAUAGCGAGUCAGGUUCGUCGGUUUGGGCAGCAGAUAGCGCAGCUUUGCAGCGGGAUACCGCUGACGCCGAUGGAGCUCUCGGAAAUGCAGCAGCAGCAGCAGCAGCAGCAGCAGCAGCAGCAGCAGCAGCAUCCAAUGGAAUCGACCGCAGCCCGCGGGCGCUUUCCACCACGCCUGCCGAGGCGGACGCUGGGGAUCCUCCACAGUCUAGCUCGCGAGCGGCACGCAGCCUCCGACGUGAGCGCUCGGGUUCACUCUUGGCAUCCGCGAUAAGCUCAUCCAUGCGAAGCAUAGGCGCUCGGAUCGAUUCGCUAUUGCGGCAUCAAGCCGACGAGGGGCUAGCGCGCUCCCUCAUUGUCUUCUUCCAUGGUGGCGGCUUUAUUGGCCAGAGUUCGCUGACCCACACCAGCCUCCUGAAACAGAUCGCUCAUGACAUUCCAGAUGCAAUGGUCGUAUCCAUGGACUAUAGAUUAGCGCCAGAAUAUCCCUACCCCACAGCGGUGAACGAGUGCUUCCAUUUCUAUAUCUGGGCUCUCGAGAACGCACAUCUUUUGGGUACGCACGCUGAACGGAUCGUUGUUGCAGGCGACAGCGCUGGCGGGAAUCUGGCGGUGGUGCUCACCAUUCUGCUUAUCCAGCACGGUCUGCGACUACCUGAUGGACUGGUGCUGGCAUACCCGGCGUUGAAUUUGACAUUGCAGUGGUCACCGUCGCGACUUUUGUCGGCUUUCGAUCCACUGCUCUCGAUCGAUCUGUUGGAGUUAAUUCUCCAGUCGUAUGUGCCGGCCGAUGUGGAUGCGAGUAGGGAUCCGUAUCUGAGCCCAUGCAUCGCAGCUUCAGAUACGCUGCUGGAGGCGUUCCCACCCGUCUACAUGGUCUGCGGUGCAUACGAUCCACUGCUGGAUGAUACGGUCGAGUUUGCGCAUCGGCUGCGGCUCGUGAAGCGCGACACCCAUUGCGAUCGAGAUGCCGUUCGGUUGCGAGUCUACGAGGGCAUGCCGCACGGUUUUCUCAGUAUGAGCAGCGCAAUCCAUGAGGCAUCUGCUGCCGUUAGCCAAGUGACCCUGUGGAUGAGCGAACUACUGCAGGUGUCGUGGGCCGGUGACCACGAGCGAAGCUGCCGCUCGGCACCGUCGUCACCGCGACUGCCGCUGCCAGCGCCGUCUGGCGCAGACGCGAGCCUAUCCACAUCGACGGAUUCGCUGCAGCACACCGAACGCUCCGGAGUCGAUCUGCAGGCCUCGAUGGACACCACGAAAGCCGCUGCUGCUCCUGCUACUACUGCCGCCGCACUCCGUCAAGCUAUGCGUGAACUCAGCGUGGCAUUUUCCGUAUCUGAAUCAAGUGACAGCGACUCGGAUGAGGAUCGUGCGGAACAAACACCGCGUUUCGCCUGA